AUUUGAUGAGAAAGCUUUCGAGAGCAGAUAAUCAUUUUCCAUCCCACUGUCAUUACUUUCCAACCGUUUACGCGUAGUAUUUUUGCGACGAGCACAUAACAAGAAAUAUAGCUGGAAAUUAAGUAAAAAACUCCCCUGAUGGCUGAAAAGCGGCGAUCCAAGAAACGUAAAGAUGAAUACACUGGUCCCAACGGUGCCGACCAAGAGCAAGAGAAAGCCACGAAGGAGGAGUACAAAGUGGCAAAAUGGCUCAAAUCGAACGUACCCACGAAAAAAACCAAAUUUCUAAACCACAACGUGGAAUAUUUUUCCUCGGGUCGAGCGGUAGAUGCUUUGUUAGCAUCCAAAUUUGCCCAGGGCGAUAACUGCCUGUUUCCCCACCGACAGGCGGUGAUUGAUUUUAUGGAUGGAAUGUUACAUCACAAGUUUUUCCAUCGCGCCAAAAAAGUAGCGGUCAGUGAGCAGGAACUAAGAGGAAAAAUCAAAAAACCCUCGGAAAAGGAUAAAGAAAAAAGCAAGGAUGAAAAAGCAACCGAUGGUGGUGAAAGCAGUCAUGCGGAGGGUGGCGCAAAAGCGGAUAAAGCAGCGGCAGAAAAAGAGAAACGCAAACGCAAAAUCCGGUUGGAGAUGCACCCGGAGCAACUUUUUGUUGACGGCCAUGAAGCAUACGUCUGGCUGUACGAUCCCAUUCCGAUGCACUACUGGAUCUUUGGCGCUCUUUUGGUUGUCGGAGCAAUUGUAAUAUGUUUAUUCCCGCUAUGGCCCCCGCUUCUGCGAAAGGGCGUUUACUAUCUCAGUAUAGCGGCCGCCGGAUUCCUGGUGUUUAUUCUUGGUCUGGCUGUGUUGCGAUUUGUAAUCUUCUGUCUCGUAUGGAUUGUAACUGGGGGCAAGCAUCAUUUCUGGUUGCUACCGAACUUGACCGAGGAUGUGGGAUUUUUCGCGUCUUUCUGGCCACUGUAUGAUCAUGAAUACAGGGAGAGUAUUGUGGACAAAGACAAGAAUAAGAAAAAUAAAAAACGGAAGCGCGACAAGGAUAGUGAUGCGGAAGACGAUGUAGGUGUUGGAGCCAACGUUCCGCCAAAAAUUGAUGAAAUUGGGGAACAUGAUGUUGAAAAGAAGCAGUCGUCGGAGGAAAGCCAGCUGCGGUACCGAGGAAAAGAGAAGAAAGAAUCGACGAAAGAGGUGGAUGAAACGGCAAAUGUUAGUGAUGCACAGGACGAGGAUCACGGAGAAGAGGAGAAAAACUCUGAAAGUGAGUCUGAAGGUUCUCAACGAUCAUCCACUGGCAAAGACUUUGAAAUGGUCGAUCCGGACGACGUGGACAACUCGUAAAACAUGAGGAAAUGGAGAUACAACAAAAAGUAACGCAGAAAAUAAAAAGAAGUAAAACAGACAUUUACAUUGAAAUGCACAUUAGGUGAAGCAUCCACGUAUAACUACAACUUAUUAUGGACAUUAUAGUUAUGGUGGUCUAACUUUAUUUAUAAUUUGAUAGUAGUUGUUUUUGUUAGUUCCAACAAAUUGGAAACAGAAAAAUAUAGAAGCUAGUUUAGCUAUUUUGUAAUUGAGACGAAUACAGCACAGUCCACUCUUGCACGUGAUAAAACGGCGCAUUAUAUUUAGUGCAUAGCAGCAGGCCGUGAUGAGAUCUGAUUAGAGAAAUCCGCUAACAGUGAGUGAGUGCAGCCUGAUUCUAGUAGCAGAACUUAACCAAGGGGUAGAAUGCUUCAUUUGUUAGAAAAAUCCAUACGUUAACACAAAAAAGAUGUUUUUAUUUACAAAACCCAACAAAAAACUCCCAAAAAUGAUUAUCAUCAAGUUUACGGCAUUGAAGAGGAGAACAAAAUGCUAAUUAAAUGACAAUUUCACGUUUGUGUAACAUUUUAUGAACUGAUAAACUUAUUGCAAUUGAAGCUCAAUGUAUGGAAGUCAAUAGUGCAAACGUUUUUUUAAGACACUGGAUAACGUGUGCUAUCGAAGGGCAGGUUUUAGUCAGCAUCGCAACGGGAUUUAUUCCAGACACAUUUCAAGGACGAUGGAAAGAACUAGUUGCCCUAAAAUAUUUGCUUGGCGGCAGAACAAAAUAUUUCUCCAUGUUGUGAACGCAUUGUGCUCUGAUUUAGUAUAAAAAUGUUUCAAUGGGAAUAUAACAAAUACAAAAUCUAGAGGUUAACUAUUGAUAUACAUAUUAUA
Molecule: messenger RNA, 2193 nt
Organism: Topomyia yanbarensis
Lineage: Eukaryota; Metazoa; Arthropoda; Insecta; Diptera; Culicidae
Gene: Trp1
Product: translocation protein SEC62
Exons: 4
Coding region: 139-1332 (397 amino acids)
Biological process (GO): post-translational protein targeting to membrane, translocation
Cellular component (GO): endoplasmic reticulum membrane; endoplasmic reticulum
Source: RefSeq, a predicted model, not a curated record